CGGGCCGGGCCGUUCCGGGCCGGGCUCAUAUAGCUGCAUGUGAUCAUGAUGGGAGGCGUUCAGAGGAAAAAAUAGUUUGCCAACAUCCAGCCCGCAGCACUUGAGAGCUGACACUCUCUCCCGGCGCACGGAGCUACGGGCUGCAGCGGGGCUCUGGUCUGUCCGUCCUGGGUCAGGAUAUUUCCAUCACUUCAUCACGUCCGGAUAGCGACGCUCUGCAGCUCCGAUUAUGGGAGACGCUCAGUCUGCGCAACGGGACGACAAGAGGGAUGCGGCAGCUGAGGAGGAGAGCGGAAAAGUGGAUGAUGUUCAAACUGAGCAGAGUGUUGACGAGAAGCCCCUCAAAAACAAUGGGCAGAUCGCUGAGAUCAGUAGAAAAUCAGACAGUUCCAUAGCAGCACUUAAUGGUCACUGUGAGGAUGAGAUUGCUGCAGAAGUUCUUUCUCCAGACAAAGAUGUAUCAGAGUCACUGAAAGAAGAAGAGACAGCCUUAAAAAAGGAGCUGUCUGAUGAAACUGAUGCUAAUGAAGUGGGAGCAGUUGAACUGAUUGAGAUGGAGGCCAAGCAGAAUGACAUCAAUGAAAGCUUUAGGAAAUUUUUCAGCAACAUUAGCUUGAAACUGACAGUAAAGAGAGGCUCUACUGACGUAGAACGACAAGGGCCAGAGGAGGAAGCAAACAAACCAGAAGACAGCAAAGAUACUAUAAGUGAAAUCACUUUUGAGAAUGAUGAACAGAACAUAGAUAUUAGUCCACCACAGGAGCCCCAUGACAAUGAUUCAACGACUUAUCAGACAGUGACGGAUGGCACAUUGGAAGACUUAAAUGAAAAAACAGAAGAGAAAGCAACAGAAACCAAAGAUGAGGUUGCAUCUGAUGAUGCGGAUGGAGAAACAACCUCACCUGUAACCGAAGACAUGCAUCAGGAUGCCACACCUGAAGAGGAACCGAUUCUACAAUCUCCAUCCCUUCCAGAUGGAAAAGAGAUUGCAACUCAGUUUAAAAAGUUUUUCACGAGUGGAAUCUUUUCUGGUAUUCGGAAGAAGAAAAAAAGUGUAGAAGAGGAGCUAUCUGAGAAAGAAUUGGAGGACAUGGGGAAAAAGGUAACCGUAGAGAGAACGGACCAAUCUGUAGAAGACCAGAAACAGCAGACAACAGAGAUAUCUGCUGGACUUGAGGGUGCUAAAGCUGAAAGAGAACUUGAUGAAAAGGAACUUGAUGAAAGCCUCCUAAAAGCUGAAUCGGCUCAGGCAGUGGAUGACAUGAAAUCCCUCAACGAAGCUGGAAAUGAGCAAGAAAACAAAGUUCAAGCCAGUCCUCUGAAAAGGCUCCUGUCAGGGUCCAGUUUAAAGAAACUCUCUAAGAAGCAGAGAAGCAGAAGAUCAAGUGAUGCUAAGCUUUCUGACUCUGGGGAUCACAUUUCCGAUCAGCUCACAUCAUCUACAGAGUCAACUGAAAAUCAGAAGGAGGAAACUCCAGCUCAGACCUCCACAGAGCCUGCACCUGAGGAUGAGGGAGCAUGGGCUUCCUUCAAAAAACUCCUGACUCCACAAAAGCACAUGAAGAGGUCUUCCCUGAGCCAAGAAGAAGGGAAAAUCCCAAGUUCAGAAGCUGGAGCUAAGACGGCAGAAGGAGAACAGAUAUCAGACCACAGCACAGAGGAGGGAAAGAAAAGAAAAGAUUCAACUGUUUCAUGGGAGGCUGUUUUGUGUGGAUCUGGAAAAAGACGCAGCCGUAAAACAUCAGACUCUGAGGAUGAAACUCCCCAAGCUGAUCUUGAGGAUACCAAGCAAGGCAGUGGACUGGAAGCAGAGCCAGUGGGAACUUCUAACCAAGUUCUGGCUUCAUCUCCAAAACAGACAGAAGGUCCUACAGAGGACGAGGAAGGCUCAACGUGGAAAUCAUUUAAAAAACUUGUCACUCCCAAAAGGAAGGUAAAGGAUGAGGAUGAAAGCAAAGAUAAUAUACAUGACACUGACAGGGAAGUUGCUCAAGACGAUUCCCCCUUUUCCAUAAAGAAACUUCUACCAGGCCGAAAGAAAAGAAAGUCUGCUGAAAAGCAAGACCAAGUAUCCCUCAAUGAGGCAGAUAAGGAAGAGGUUUCAGCUGAUGAGGACUCUGAAACACCGGCUGUGGUUCCACUAUCUGAGUUUGACAUGGAUGAGGCAGCAGUGCACGUAGAAACACAGCCAGACAUAGAUAGCCAUGAGCCACAAGAAGCUGAACUUGAGCAGGACCUUGUUGACGAGAUGACAGAGCAAGUAAUGCCCCCCGAUGUUCCUUCAUCUGAGGUUAAAGAGAUCCCAGAAAGUGAAAAGGCUGUGGAAAGCGAGGUUCCUGUAUCACCUGUUUCAAAUGAAGAACCAGAAGACCUCACAGAUUUGCUCAGCAAACAACUCAGUGACAUUCCGGAGGAGGGUGUAAUUACAGAGACAUCUCUGGCCUCAGUCGCUGAGGAGAUAGCAAGAGAUGACACCCUAGCAGAGGACCUGAUAGAGAUAACAUCGGAGGCCAUAACUGCUCCAGAGCCUGUAGACACAACUCUAGCAGAUGAAACUGCUGAGAUGAUCUCUGCUGUUUCCCAGCUGUCAGAUUCCUCAAAAACAUCUGGCAACACAACACCAGUGCCAGCGGAAUACAGCGUCAUGACAACAGAGGUGCUACUGCAGCAGGUCUCAGAGUCUAUGGCCAUAACCCCAAACACAAUCCCAUUGUGUUUGGAGGAGCCAGCCCCCGAAAGAAUGGCUUUGUCAGUCUCAGACCAAAUGCUCGGAUUAUCUGAUGUGAACCAGCCAAAAGUGCUGGAAUUACACAGAGAAUCUGACGUAGCUACAAUAAAAAUGGGUCUUAAAGCUGAAGCUAUUGAUGCCGUCGAUGAAUUUGCUGCCACGGCUCAAACUGAGUGCGUGUCUCACCUUAACAAAGUUAUCCCCACAGAAAUAGUAUCAGAGGUUCCAAAAAAAGAGUUUCAUAAUGCUGAGCCUGUUGCAGAUAAAGUCUAUGAAGUCAACAUCUCUGAGUCACAAGAGAGCAUUCAAGAGUUUCAAGUUAGCGAUGACAGCCAGCAAGCAGAGGAAUCUAUAGAGGAAAACAAAGCUGUGUCUGCAGAUCAGUUACUUCAAAAAGAUGAAAAAGUUGCUCUACUUGAAGUUGAUGUUGGUUUAGAUCAAGCAGAGCCAGAAAUGCCAAAAACACCACCAGAAGAAGGGGAUUUGGUGGUUAUAUCAGCAGAAGAAACUGAGGAAGUAGCUGAAAAGGAGGAGGUCCAAAGUGUGGUGGAAGAGGCAGUUGACAGAACAGAAAAUGUCUUUCAGGAACCCCAAACUGAGGGCGUAGCGCCUGCUUUGGCAGAUGAUUUGCAGGCACUGACAGGAGAAGAAAUGGAGGAAUGUUAUGUUAAGUAUGCCGAAGUACCGUCCUCAGAUGACAUUCCACCACCUGUAACAGAUACAGAUGAGCCCAAACGGGAAGUUGAGCCUCUCUCAGAAGUAACCGAUGAGACAGAAAAAACAGAGCUACAAACAGGUGAAACGGAUCAGUCUGAGAUGAGAGUUUCUGAAGUCACAGAAGUUGAAGAAACGUGUGAAGAUCACAAAGUCUUUGAUGCAACAGAACUUCAGGUUUCUGAUGCUGCAGAGGUCUCUAAGACUUCAGAAGUUCAAGAUAUUUCUGAGGUGUCAGAACUUGCAGCAUUCUCUGAAAUGAGAGAAGUUUCUGAAGAGACAGAAGUCAUGGAAGAUGUAGAAGCAACCCCAUUACAGUCAGACAUAACUAGUGUUCAACUGUUUGAAAAAGAAGUAGUGUCAGAGGAUGUUCCUCUCUCUUCAGAAAAAGUUGAAGAGGAAGCAAAGAAACAAUCAGAAUCUCCAUCUGAAAUGAAUGCUGUAUCAGAGGAUUCUCCUAUAACCGAAGAUGUUCAAGAAGAGGAAGCAAAAGGAGAAGAAGGUGUGGUUCUUCCUACACUAGCAGGCAAGUCUGAAUCACUUGAAGUUAUAACCGAUGAUACUGCAACAGUAGAAACUGUUCCAACUGAACCCAAAGAGACAUUGGAACUUCACAUAGAGCCAGAAGAAGAACUCCAACCAGAGGCAUCAACAACUGACUUUAAAGAUGUUACAUCUGAAACCGAAACAGAUACGGAGACAACUAAUCCUCCAUGCGAAGCUGAACAGAGUGCUGAGGAAAGUGGCGCUCAGGAACUUGAAAGGCAAACUUUGGUAGAAGAUGCCCCUCAACCAGAAGAAUCUGACAGCGUUCCAGAAGAAACUGAAAGACCCGUCACACCAAAACUGGAUCAGAUUUCGGAGAUUUACAAUAACGAGGAAGUCGAAAGUAUCCCACAGGACGCUCAGGUGGAGCAGGAGGACACACAGGAGCUGCAGACAUCAAUAGCAGUUCACAUCUCCUCGGUCACUGAGGAGCAAAGCAGUGCUACGGUCCUGGAAAAAACAAUAUGCACUGAAGAUCCCGCACCUUCGGUGGACAACAUUGAAGUUUCCAGUGAACCUGUUUUUCAUCUAAGUGUCUGUGGAGUGCAGCAGACUGCAGAGGAGGAAAAUGCAGGUGUCAUUCCAGUCCCUGGGCUAAAGACUGCUGCUACUGACCAUACCUUUGUGACACAAAUGGUAACAUCUAAUAUUAAAGACAUUUCGGCCGAGAAACCGCAUGUUUUGGUUCAUGAGCCCCUGACAAGCAGAGUGGUAACUGAGACAGAGUUCAAUGAUGCAGUUGAGACUACAACACCAUUACUGAAAAAAGACGUAACUGAAAUAGCUGAGAAGGGCAACGUGGUGGUGCUGAUGCACGUGCCGACGGUGGAGUUUGAGGAAAAUCACAGAUUCCAGGUGCAGGUGAUGGACGUUGACAUCAGAUCGGCCCAGAAUGUAGUUGACACAGUGAUAGAGGUUGGGGUUACAGAAGCCAAAGAGAUCAUAGAUGUUUGUCAUGAAACCAUCUGCGAGGUCGAAAAUCUCUCGGCCACUCCUGAUAUUGAGGAGGAAAUUGCACAAGAAGACAUCAAAGUGACAGUUCAAGAAGUCAUUCAGCAUCAUGAAAACAUCAUAACAGAGACAAUUCCCUGUUCAGACGUCGUAAAUUUGGAGCAAGAAGCCAUUAGACAAUCGGAUCCUGUGGCAGACAUGGCUAGAAGUGAAUCCAGCGAGGCAGAACUGAUACAGGAGAGCACUGAGACAGUCAUGGAAAUCCUGGAUGAAGAGCCUGCUGCCAUCACUGAACAUUCCUUGAUCCCAACUGACCAACAAGAGCCUGAUGUUCAAAAGCAAAUAUCUGAUAGUCCAGAAAGUUUGGUUGGGUCUGUGCAAGAGCACGAAGAGGAUCUGGACGAAACCAAAGCUGAGCUGGAAAAACCCAAAAUUUGUGACAGAGCAGAAGAUGCAGCAGCAGAGCAGCUGGCUGUGAAGAAACUUAGUGAACAGAUCAUGGAAACACAAAGACUGCAGACUGCCCAAGACCAGAUUGUGACGCAUAGCAAUGCCGGCUUAGCGGUCCCCCAAAACACCGGAGUCAUCUCGUCGAUAGGUAAUGUGGAGUCCCCUUCGAGUCUAUCCCUAGAGUUCAAACUGAACAUACAGUUUGGGCAAGCAAAGGGGCCAGCCCCCCCUCCACCUCCCAUAGAGAGAACGGAACCUAUUAAACAGGUGGACAUGUUUGAAGUUGGUGUUCAGGCAGAGGAAGCAGUGGAACCUCCCCCACCAACCAAUCUAACGCAAAAGGUUGAGACGGUGAAACCGCCUGAGCUUAAUGAGGUCGCUGUUCAGGCCACAGGUCUCCCAGAAGCGGACGCAGACUUAUGGUCAAUCAAACAAGCAGAGAUUGCAUGUCUGCCGAUGCAACAGGAUAUCAGCGUCCAAGUAAUGGAAACCAUAGAGCCCGUAGAACAGAGCGAGACCACGGAGAGGGUGAGCCCACAGGUUCAGGUGGCAGAGGCCAUCCAACCAGCACGACAAAGAGAAAGGAGGGCCGUGCACCUGAGUAAGCCGCCGCCCUCUCUGACCAAAGCAGAGGAGAAUGUUAAAGAAACAGAGGAAGAGAACGAUCACGAUGUGUGGCUGGAUGCGGAGGAGGAUAUUUACACCCAAGAGGAAACGCAGAGCUCCACUCAGGCGGUGGAGGAGGAGGAGGAGGAGGAUCCUGUAGAGCUGCCGGCUGAAAGUGAGCUAAAGGAACAAGAGGAAGUUGAAGACCAGUUUGAAAUGGUGUGUAACCCUGAGGGUGAGGACAAUGAAGUUAAACAAGAGCUGCACAAAGCUCUCAUAACCUGCGAUUUUGAGAGUGAAGGGGAAGAUUUUGCUGUUGCACUUGAGGACCUGGAGGAAACCAGGGUUGCUGCACAGGAUCUGGAUUAAUCAAGUGGACCGGGCAGGUUGAUCAGUCAGUGAGGCUAAAAGGAAGAAAGUCACCGAGGGCCACUGAAGCCUUUCCACUGACAUCUUGUCAGGGCAGGGACACACCAGUAUUCACUGUUGAGAGCAACGUCGAUUUGAAUUUUAGCAUUAUAUUACAAAAGCAUCUGGGGUAAGAGGAGUAUGGACUGGAAAAGUGCUGAACUUCUCAUGGGGAAUGCAGCGACACUCCAAGUCGGACUACAUCACCCACAAAAAAACCUGCUCCAGUAAAUAUAACUUGCUGUUCUGUGGAGUGCCGCUAUGACUACUAAUCACGUCAAUCUUAUUUAACGCCGUACUCACUUUUUAAAUAGAAUGUAUAUGUCACAGAGAACAAUAUUUUUACCUGGUUUAUCUUAUAAGCUUCAAAGGUUCAGAAGCAGCAAUGACUCAUGUAUGUAACCUCCGACACAGCACGUCUCACUUUUUAUAUUUUAGUGUAGAUAUUCCACACAUCUCAUCUCAUUUAUGUUCAUACACAGGUUUGUUAUUCAGCCCUUCAUGUUUAAACAGAUGUUCCAAGCAGCUUCUUAAAACGAAAGACUUAAUUAUACCGAGGAUAUAUCAUAUUAUAUUCCAUCUUGUACAUAGUGUGUGUUUUAAUGCUUAUGGAGCAGAUAUAUGUGCAUUUCCAAUCAACAAUCUACUACCCAAAUCAGGCAAAGAUAGGAUGGUGAUUAGCAGUGAUUUGCUCCCCCUCUGCCUCUGUUUAAUCACAUGAACCCAAAGAAGCAGAAGUCCAAAUCUACAUUAUAUAUUACCAUACAUGCGUUUGUCAAUUUCAGUACUUUAACAUAUUCCAAAGAGAAAAUGGUUAAAGUUUUUAACCAGUUUGUAAUGUUUCCAAUGAUUCUAACCACAUUAAAAAGACUUUCUGGCAUUAAGAAAUACCGAGUAAUGCAAUAUUUGAGGUCGUAUCAAGUCUCAUUUUUCCUGUAAAUGCACCUUAAGAUGUCAGAAUUUUUCUUAAAAUAAAUCCAGAAUCCUCCACACACCAGGGAAAGGCUUUUUAGCAAUAUAACAUGAUUAGUAUAGUUUAUAUUUAUUUUAAUUGUCAUGGUGUAACUUUCGAUGGCCUAAAGCACAGGAACGUAUUACGUCUGUUAACAAAGAGACAAAACAUGAAAUAUCUUUGAUUUAACCGGUUAGCAAUACGAAUUAAUGUAAAUUUACUUUUUAAAAAUUCUGCAUGUUUUUACAUUAAUGUCCCCUCUGAAUACAGUCAGAAUGUGUUUUUUUCUUUCUUUUUUAAGUGCUGGCUUCCCCCCCGCUGUGCCCCCAGAGCUCAAGUGUUUAAAUUCUGAUGGGAUAUGAUGAAGGACAUGCUGUUGUGUUUAGAUUUUGCCAUCUUUUUUUCCCCAAACAAUGCAAAACUUAAGGAAACCUCUCCUAUCCACCAAAAUGCAUGUGAUGUCAAAUGUCAAAAUGCAAAACACAGCCCUGAGUCACCUGCAUUCAUAUAUCAGCUGGUGUUUUAUGACUAAAAUGUUGUUUUAUUUGAAUAAAUUAAUACUUAC
This is a messenger RNA of Menidia menidia (Atlantic silverside), 7920 nucleotides long. Lineage: Eukaryota; Metazoa; Chordata; Actinopteri; Atheriniformes; Atherinopsidae. The record is from the annotation of a GenBank genome assembly.